Eruca vesicaria subsp. sativa (arugula) is the source of this 960-nucleotide messenger RNA. Lineage: Eukaryota; Viridiplantae; Streptophyta; Magnoliopsida; Brassicales; Brassicaceae. The record is from the annotation of a GenBank genome assembly.
AUGAAGUUCAAGGCGUUUCUCACUGAAAACGGAGUGAAUCUCUUAGAGAAGAGGUUCCUUCCAGCAUUUGACAAAAUGGGCAAGACCUGUUACCUCUUCCUCACUAAAGACCACUUGUUCUUCCUCCACAACCUUCUCAACGGUGACGGAGUCCAAUGCAUUGCUCAGUUCCGCAUAGACGUCCUCUUUGAUGACUACCGUAUCUCCAGCCAGAACGAUGACCGUAUCGCCUUCUCCUUGGAUGUUUCUCUGCUCUACCGAGCUGUGAAGAGCAGUGUCAGCAUUUGCACUGAGUUCAGCGGCGGGUUGGCUUCUAAUAGAUUGCAGAUCAAGCUUGUGAAGAAGCUGCCUCCUAACUGUACACAACCAAUGCCUUUCCUCACGUUUGAGACUAAAGGGUAUAAAUCUGCAGUUAUUCAAGAUGUUCCCAUCUCUAAACCGCUGUCUCGGUCUCAAGUUGUUGAGCUUCAGACCGCUCUUGACUCGGCUCAAGACCUGCCUCCCACCCUUGUUCAGGUCCAGGACCCGAAUCAGUUACAGAACUUUGUGGAUCGUAUGAAACAUGUUGGUGAUGUUCUUAACGUUACGAUAAGCAAGCAUGGUGAUCUUCAGGUGCAGAUCUCCACGACUUUGAUUAGGCUUGGCUCGGAGUUCCAGAGGCUUACGGUUAUUGGAGAGAAGUCUCAGGCUCCUGCUGAGGAUAGGAACUUGAGCGCUCAGGCACGGUCAGAGAGAGCUAUUGCAAGAGGAGAUGCUCAGUCUGUGGAGGUGAGUGUCAAGCACUUUUUAAAGAGUCUUCAGUGUCACUUAACAAAACCAGAUUCAGCUUUCUAUGGGAUUGCUCCUCAAGGUGCUUGCUUGACUGUCAUCUUCCAGUUCCUGGUUCCAGGGACUCGCCAAACCGAUAAAUCAAUCAGUUUGCAUUGCCGCCUCCCUGUGUUGGAUUCAGGCUCCAACUAA